CUCUUUGCACUUUUCGUGUCUCGUCCACAAAAAUCUAAGACAUCCAUCUCGAACUUCGCUCACUGUCCUCGCCUUUCUUCGCACUAAUACAGCGGGACAAUACGCCCUCGUCCUCUCGUUCCCUCGCCUUCACCCACUCCUACUGGCCACCUCGUCCACUCCUGCUCCCACGCCCGCUAGAACCUCCCGUCUACUCUCCUCCAUACGGAUACCUCACGUCAGAGACACUGGUCCUCGACAGUGUCAGAGACCACACAGGACCUUAGACAGCAGCCACACUUGCCUUCCCCGGCGUUGCUGCAGCUCGACAUGGACAUGGACCUGGAUCUGGCCCUCGACCCGAAUCUCUGACCCCGACGUUACCUCUACAUCUGAGCGCACCCUCACCCUCCCGAGUCCCCUCACCUUCACCCUCUCACACUCGCCUCGAGAAGUAUUCGACCCUCAAAAAGUACCUCAGUCUUUUGGCCCGUCCCGUCGCCGCGUUUCAACCAGCCUCGACGGUCAUAUCUUAAAGCCUUCACUUCUCCGGUCCCUCUCUUCAUGCCCGUGUCCCUACUUAGCCUUCAGUACCUUACCGUACUUCACCCUCGGUCUUGUGCUGAUCUUCGGUCGACUUUUCAUUUUCCAUCAUAAGCAUCCUAAUAACUUAAUUCCCUGCUCGGUCCUAUCGUAUUCACCCUCACCUCACAGUCACAUUUGCCAUUGGCUCCAGCUUCAACAUCUAGGCUGAGCUACCUUCCUUACCUUUACCCCUUGCCUACAGCUUCAUCCGACUGAUACCGAAGGCUGCGGUACCUACUACCUCUUUCCACUUUUCCACCUUUCUUAUUCUCAUAUCGUGUCUCGCCUUUUCCUUCUGGCAGCACAAUUCUACAAAACGCCCCCCCAUUCCCACCCAACCAUUUCGUUCAGUCGACGACGACCUAGAAGCCCAGGAAAAAAAACCAGAUGCCCGCCAUUUAUAUAUCACGACUCAUCUCACCUUGACGACCUGUCUCACCGAAGAGUCGUACAAUCUUGAUCGUACAAGUACCGCCUCCAGCCAAUCUCUUUUCGACAUUCUCAGUCAGGGUCUCUGUGUGGCCCAUUCUUCGGCUCAUUGCUCUCGAGUUCGUUCAGCCGACGUCGCGCAGACGAGGGACCACUUCAUUCCUGUGUCUGACCCUUCGCCUUAUUACCGGUUCAACUCUCGCGUCACCUUAGGGUGUUCUGGAUUCACUCAGCCGAUCCGGUGAGACUCGAUUCACUCCAAUUGUUGGCCUCUCCUGGUCUACAAUUACUUCUGCCCGGGUGUUCCUGCCUACUUUCGUGGCCCCCGAACUUUCUGUCUCACUGUGACCUCACUUUGGUCAGCUCUCAACAUUGUGGCCGAGGCCUCUUCUUCCCACUUUUACUCUCUACCUCGCUCCUUCCCUUACACCUCAGUGUCUCGACGACCACACACAUCCCUCUCACAGAAUUAAUCUCUAAAACGUUCUUCUCCUCGUCAUACCAUCCGCCUCUCGCGGUCGACUUGACUCAUAAUACUUAUAACCACGUCUCAUAUCUGGUAUGUUUGAAUUCCUGUCUUUCAAAGUGGCCUUCCUGCCAACCUCACAUCCGAGCGCAAAGAACUCACAAAACUUUCUGGAGAUCAGACAAACACGCGCAAGUAGCCAUUACUCGGCCUCUUUCACCAUGCCUACCAGCUUCGACCGGUUGGAGAAGCUCUUCUCCCGGAAAAAAGACUUCUCCAUCCAAAGCGGCCCAUCAACGCCAACCAUGGAGUCAUCGGGUCCCAGGACUGCAAGUUUAGACCACAGUUUCCCUCAGCCUUCCUUCAUCCGCCCGCGAGUCUCCCGCAUGAAGGCUAGAGAGGAGCGCAUUGUAGCAUCGCAAAAUGAGAGACGUGCCCAGAGCCUCCCGGAAAACCAGUCCGAGCGUAUCUCAAUACAUAUUUCUCACCUCAGCAGCGCAAGCACGACAACUCUUACUCUUCCAGCCCGCUCCAUGUCGCUCAAUCACCGCAGGGAAAGUAAGCCGGUGGCAAGUCUGCGUGGAUUCGAUUUUCCUUUUCCUCCCACAUCCCCAUCCCCGGCUUCGCCUUUUAGUGCCACUUUCUCUCCGAGAACCCUCCCCACAACGCAUAAAGUUUCUCUCGAGCACCGCCACAGCUCUGUCAUCAUCCCUCCCAGAGCCGACACCCCACCUACCUCGGACCACGAGGACGACUCAAGCAUAAAGGGAUCUCAGGGCCGGCCUUCUUCUUCACUCAGUAGAGACCUGCCAACACCUGCCGCAUCUCCAGAAAUGAGGCCCAUCAACGACAUAAGAUCUCGGGACUCUGCAGAGUUGAGCUUGGCCAAGAGGAAGGCGGCUGCUGCAGCGACAAGACGUCGAAGAGAGGAAAAGGCAGCUGCCUUGCGUCGGCCCCAGGGCCAGUCCAGACCUCACAGAUCCAUCACUUCAUCAAGCCAGAUCCUCAAAGGUGGAGAUGUCAUGGAUUUCUACAACCUCUCCGACGAAGACAUCUUGGAAGAGCCAGAGUUGGAGGAUGCCCCGGAAACCCCGAUUAUGCCCGCACCUCUGCGGCUACCACCCUCCCCGCCGACUCCGGCCUCUACGUUAUCAUCGGUCGGUUCUAAGCGACGGACAUCUUCUAUCCAUGCUGACGACGUCGCCAAAGAGGGAGCGCUGCAGGUUGCUCAGAUCGCGGCCAAGCACAAGUUUGACCUUGUAUACAUCGUCAACUUGUGGCCCGAAGGAGCGUCCGAGUCGUCGUCGCCCACGUUCCGCUCUUCUAUGGAUUUCUCAUCAAGGCCCUCAAGCAUGAGAAACUCUCUUCUUGGGACCAUGGAUGGACCAACGGUGGACACAACUCCCGGUAUGACUGGGCGUCUGCUCGCCGCCUACGGUUUGUCGAACUUGACUAGCCCUUUCCGCAUUUCGGCCACAGUUCAGUCCAGAAUCUUGAAGCAGGAGGGCUGGAUGGAAUACCGCAGCGACGACGCGCAGGCGGGCGAGAUUGCACGGGGUUACGGCCACGCCUUCCACACGGCCACAGGUCGAAGAGGCUCCGCCAACUCGAGUCCCCGGAGCCCGGGUCCGCAAGACAUGGCCCAGAACGAUCGCGGCAUUGUCUUCGCCGCCUACCGCUAUCCGAGCAAGGACUCACAAACAACCGGAUGUACCAAGGAGGAGCUGGACGCAUUGCGCGCAGAUGCUGAAGGCCUCGUCGAUUACCUCGUCGCCAUUCACAAGGCUCGACGCCUCCGAGAUCCCAUGACCCUACAAACCUUGGUCGAUGAGGACGCCACGCCUUAAUUAACGCCAACGCGAGCGCCACACUUUAAACACGCCGACACGACCGUUUUCUGAUUUAUACCAAACGCGAUCAGUGCAACGGAUAUUAGAUGAUUACGACCCGUCAUUCCUUGACACAUUCUUCUUUGGCUGGAUUUACACGUUUUUGCGAUUCGUCUUUUGAUAUGAUACCACAUGGAGAGCGUCGUCCCUUAUUCGUGACAUGGACUUCGUCAUUUAGCUCGAAAAAGGACAUUUUCAGUCACGUCCAGAUAGUUCAGGUGCUAUGCAUAAGCAUCGAGCGUUGGAAGCGACUUCACAGAGGCAUGGCAUGGAGAGGAUGGGUUCUGAACUAGUCCAUCCUGGACUCUUACGUAGCAAGUGGACUCGAUCCAUAAUGAAAAUAAAAACUCAUGAUACCUC
Messenger RNA from Colletotrichum scovillei, 3708 nucleotides. RefSeq lists its product as uncharacterized. The record is from RefSeq and is a predicted model, not a curated record. The transcript has a single exon. Lineage: Eukaryota; Fungi; Ascomycota; Sordariomycetes; Glomerellales; Glomerellaceae. Bases 1681 to 3306 code for a protein of 541 amino acids.